Molecule: messenger RNA, 2229 nt
Organism: Paramisgurnus dabryanus
Lineage: Eukaryota; Metazoa; Chordata; Actinopteri; Cypriniformes; Cobitidae
Source: RefSeq, a predicted model, not a curated record
CACAAUGGCCAUAAAAAGAUGGGAUGUUAUAAUUCCAGAACCUAACGGAAAAUUCCAUAGUGAAAGUGAAAGCGAGAAACAAAGGCGAAGGUAACAUCACCGACAACUGAUAGUCUCUCGAGAGCGGAGCAAGUUGCCAUGGGGAACAUCUUUAGUACAAGUCAAGGGCCUGUGAAGGAAGAGUUUCAAAUCAUUUCACUCGGUAAAGCAGGAACGGGGAAAAGCCAUACAGGAAAUACUAUUUUAGGUCUUCCUAAUGUUUUCAGGACAAAGUGUUCCUCGGUGUCUGUGACAGAAGAAUGCGACUCAAAAACAGCUUCAGUCAAUGGGAGACCCAUCACAUACAUUGACACCCCUGGCUUUUUUGAUACAGUUUCCACUGAGCACAGCCUGAGAUCAGAGAUAUUAAGGUCUAUCAUUAAAAGUUCUCAAGGGCCUCAUGCCUUCUUAAUUAUUCUCAAAGCUGAGACUUACACAGGUCAAGAGAUGGAAACCGUGAGGAAAAUCACAGAAUCAUUCGGGGUAGAUGCAUUAAACUAUGCAGUUGUCCUCUUCACUCACGGUGAUAAUCUUGAUGAAGGUCAGACCAUUGAGGAUUUUGUAAGCAGGAAUCAAGAGUUACAGCAGUUGGUGGAUAAGUGUGGAGGUCGCUGUCAUGUUAUUGAUAACAGAUACUGGAAUCAUCAGAAGAGAGGAUACAGGAGCAACAAAGUUCAGGUAGAAAAUCUACUGAACACUAUAGAAGACAUGAUAAAGAGGAAUGGAGGAGGAUGCUACACUAAUGAAAUGCUACAAACUGUGAAUAGAGAAAUCCAAGAGAUGGAGGAUGAGAUUAAUAGGGAAUCUAAUGGAAGACUGUUGGAAGAGCAAAUCAGAGAUGAGGCUGAGAACAGAGUUCACACAAAAUUCUUAGUGAGACUUGCAGGAGUGGCAACAGGGGUUUUGCUGGGUGCUUUUUUAGGAAUUCCGACGUGUAUUGUUUUUGUUCUUAAGAAUGUAGGUUUUGAUAUGGUUUCAGCUGCUGCACCAUUGGCAAAAGAGCCAUGUGAUGUGCUGACAACUGCUUGUCUUGUAGUUGGAGGUGCUGUGCUUGCAGGUGCAGCAGUAGUUGGAGGUCAUACCGGAUAUAAAGCUGUAGUGUAGAGGGAGAACAGACAGUAGGGGGAGCGGUAAAAAAGGCAGCUCAUGCAUGUAGAAAGAAGGCAGAAAAUUUAGUGAUGCAAGGAACACUGUGUUCAGACUACACUAGUUAAAAUUAACAUGACUUUAGCAGCCUAAUCUCAUGAGAAUUUGUACAUAUUUUACGAGUUGGCUAAUUCGUAUGAAUUCUUAUGAAGUUAAACGUGUAAAAAGCAUAUGAUUCUCAUGAAAAAACAAUAACGAAACCCAGAGACGGUCUUAACAUAGAGGCAUAGGUAGGCGGCUGCUUGGGCCCCCUACCGGCAGUCAUAAUAGAGGGCCCCCAACCAACCUAAUAAAUAAAUAAAACACUUAUCAUCAUGAGCACUUCAAAAGCAUUGUAAAUUGUAUUAAUAUUCUUAAGAAAUACGUCAAAACUUUGAAGUCAACCGCCUAGUUGUGCUUGUAAUAGCCUUAGCCCUACACUGAUAAAAAAUAUUUUGUGGUAAAGUAAAUAACGUUACUGCAGGAAAAACUAAUUUAACAAUUAUGUUAUGUUGGGAAUGUUUUCGUCCACUAUGGGGUUCUGUUCAGUGGCGGUUCUACACAGAGGCCAAGGGUGGCCCGUGCCUCUGUAGACAUGUCCCUGGCCACCCCUGUGGCCACCCCGCGUUGACCAAAUAAAAAAGUAUACAUUUAUUUUGAUUUUACACGCGAGCGCCAAAAGCGGAACUAAUGCAACGCAACGUUCUACACGGGCAAAUUAGAGCGGCGCACCCAACCACUGUAGAUGCCUGCAGGUGCUGCUCGCCGACUGUCUCAAUUCGUUCCCAACCUCCCGAUGUUGAGAAUGUGUAUGCAGGUUUGGGCACUGGUAAGGAGUCUAGCUCACUUCACAUUGGGACACUGUUCACUUGUUCUCCUGUGACGUGGCUGCGUUAAGCGUGUUGUGAUCAUUUACAGCUGUUACUCAUCAACAACCGGCAAAACCAACAACUCUCUAACUUUUAAAGUUUACACAUUGUAAAAAGCGCUGUAAUUAUGCUCUUACAUAUACGUGCAUAAAAUUGGAGGAAUAUAAUUAAAUGUUACAUAUAAAAUUGUUUACAA